GGCAAAGAACCUCGGAUAAAACACUCUCAAAAAGAGUUUGCUGUUGUCUGGCUUGAUGUAUCCUUGGAUGUAGAUGUUCUCCCUAUUGUAUAUGUCCGAGUCUACGAGAACCCUUCGAGAAGGGUCAUCCGAAGCUCACAACGCAUCCACGAAUACCCAAACCCCAACAUAACGUAACAGCUCAGCUUCCCCGCUUGAUCGGACAUGCUUGAUUCUUCCCACUUCACAAUAUUGACAAACAAGUUGCAGAGCAAUGGCCUACGAAUCGCAGAUAUCCUUCACCCUUGACACUAUAUGUCCAUGGACAUACAUCGCCAAGAAGCGCCUCGACCGGGCCCUCGCCGAGCACGCCCGGUCCGCCUCGGCCGCCAAGGUCCGCUUCACGGUGCGCUUCCUCCCCUACCAGCUGCACCCGGACCUCCCGCCGCACAACCAGGACCGGUGGGCGUGGCUGCGCGACUCCGAGUUCGCCGGCUCCGAGGAGCUCAUCACGGCGGCCCAGGCGCGGCUAACGGCGGCGGCGGGGCGCCACAACGACGACGAUGACGACGGCCUCGCGCUCGGCCUCGCGGGCGCUGUGGCCAACACGCUCGAGGCGCACCGCGUGCUGCAUUGCGUGCAGGAGGAGCGUGGGCCGGCGGCCGCGGGCCUGCUCGUCGACGCGCUGUUCCGCCGCUACUUUGCCGACGGCGCCGGCCCGGCCGACCAAGGGGUGCUGGUGGCAGCCUGCGUCGAGGCCGGCAUGUCUGAGACCGAGGCGAAGGCGCUCGUGGUGGAGGAGGACAGGGGCGGCGGCGGGCGGGGGCUGGCAGAGGUGCGGAGGGCGGUGGCGGAGCAGCGGAUCAACGGGGUGGACUCAGUGCCCACAGUGCUGCUGGAGGGGCGCAAGAGGGACAUCACGCUGGUCGGGGCGAGGGAGGUGGGUGAGUACUCCAAGGCGAUACAGACCAUUGUCAAGGAGAGCUCGUGAUGGAGAAGGUGGAUUAGUCGUAUGUCGUCAUAUAGUAACAGUAAUCCUUGCAAUUACCCGUAUCCGGCCUCGCCCAACGCCAUACCGAGAUAGUGUCCAAGGUAUCAACCAAUAGCAUCAAAAGAAACACUCGGCUUAGACUAGAAUAGAAAGUGUGAUAUCAAUACCGCUC
Gaeumannomyces tritici R3-111a-1 is the source of this 1142-nucleotide messenger RNA. RefSeq lists its product as hypothetical. The transcript has 2 exons. The coding region runs from base 254 to 970 and encodes 238 amino acids. NCBI's taxonomy places the organism in Eukaryota, Fungi, Ascomycota, Sordariomycetes, Magnaporthales, Magnaporthaceae. The record is from RefSeq and is a predicted model, not a curated record. Gene Ontology annotation, molecular function: oxidoreductase activity.